Eutrema salsugineum is the source of this 1239-nucleotide messenger RNA. RefSeq names its product receptor-like protein EIX1. Gene Ontology annotation, molecular function: protein binding. The record is from RefSeq and is a predicted model, not a curated record. NCBI's taxonomy places the organism in Eukaryota, Viridiplantae, Streptophyta, Magnoliopsida, Brassicales, Brassicaceae.
AUGAAAGGUAAGCUUUUCUUUGGCCAAUAUUUGAUAUGGGUAAUAUUACUGUGUGGAUGCAAAAGCUGCACUGAAAAAGAAAGGAAAGCUUUGUUGGAUCUCAAGAAAUAUCUUACGUCAAAGAGUCAAGAUUCAGACUAUGUUCUCCCUACUUGGAAUAAUGACACACAGAGCGAUUGUUGCCGGUGGGAGGGGCGGAGGGCACUAUGUGCAAUCAUACAAGUGGGCGGGCGUUCCCUUGGUUUCAUGACCUUAAAAGAGAAUUCUCUCCUAAAUCUUUCUUUACUGCAUCCCUUUGAAGAGGUUCGAAGUCUAGACUUCUCUCAGGCUUCAAAUGGCUUCGUUGAUAAUGUUGAAGGUUAUAAAAGCUUAAGGAAACUAAGAAAGCUGGAGAUUCUGAAUCUUUCAUAUAAUAGUUUAAACAGCAGCAUAAUUCCCUUUCUAAAUGCUGCUACAUCGCUUACAACUCUUUCUCUCCAGUAUAGCUUCAUGGUAAGUGGUACUUUUCCUUUUGAAGACUUGACAAACUUGAAUCUGCUUGAUCUUGCUGGAAAUGGACUAAACGGCUCCAUGCUAGGUAGCAUCUACGCCAACCGCCACUGGUUGACUAAUCUGAGAAAGCUGAAAGCUCUGGAUCUAAGUGACAAUGGGUUUUCUAGCAUAAUGGAAUUGCAAGUAGUUUGUGAAAUGAAGAACUUGCAGGAGCUUGACGUCAGUGGAAAUCGUUUCGUAGGCCAUAUUCCUCUUUGUUUAGGUAGCUUGAACAAGCUAAAGGUUCUUGAUUUCUCAUCCAACCAAUUAAGUGGAAACCUACCAUCUAAUUUCAACAAUCUUGAGUCCCUCGAAUAUCUAUCAUUGUUGGAUAACAAUUUCACAGGCUUAUUCUCGCUCGAUCCACUCGCCAACCUCACAAAGCUUAAGGUGUUCAAACUUUCAUCAACAUCUGAUAUGGUACAAGUCAAGACAAAGAGUAAUUGGCAGCCAAAAUUUCAACUGAGUGUUGUUGUACUAGGAGAUUGCAGCUUGGAGGAAAUCCCCUUCCUUUCUCCUGUACCAGAAGAACUUGCGCGUCUAGUUGAUCUACCCAACAAAAGAUUAUCUGCAGACAUUCCUAGUUGGCUGUUGGUGAAUAAUUCAGAACUUGAAGUCUUACAUUUGCAGAAUAAUGCAUUCACUACCUUCCAGAUGCCUACAAUAGUGCAUAAUUUGCAGUUCUUGGAUUUUAUUGGGCCAUAUUAG